Morchella importuna is the source of this 1074-nucleotide messenger RNA. RefSeq lists its product as uncharacterized. Lineage: Eukaryota; Fungi; Ascomycota; Pezizomycetes; Pezizales; Morchellaceae. The transcript is spliced from 7 exons. Bases 1 to 1074 code for a protein of 357 amino acids. The record is from RefSeq and is a predicted model, not a curated record.
AUGUCAAGACCAGCACAUUGGCCGCCGCCAAACACGGUAAAUCCCGAAAACAAAGGGCCCAUGAUCGUCGGGGUCUUUAUCGGAUUUACGAUAUUUGCAGUCAUGGUAGUUGGCUUGAGGUUCUGGACGAGAUUGUAUAUCAUUAGGAAUAUUGGGAUGGAUGACUGGUUUAUCCUCGCGGCGACAAUCAACUUAUUGGCUUCGACAGUGACAAACUGCCUUGUCGUCAAAUAUUACAGUUUUGGAAUGCACGUAUGGGAUAUUGUCGCCGAUUAUGGCACUCUCGCAACAAAGAUGGACUUCGCAAACCAACUGGUCUAUCAUCCCAUCCUAGCGCUCACAAAGAUCUCCAUCCUCGUCUUCUACUAUCGCCUCUCGGUAUCCGGUACCUUCCGCCAGGUCGUCAUGGCCCUCAUUGUCACCAACUCAAUCGAGGGAGGGAAAUGCAUCAACACAGAGGCAUUCUUUAUCUCCUCAGCGGCGCUGAAUAUCGUUUCUGAUUUUGCGGUCCUGCUGUUGCCGAUCCCCAUGGUGUGGAAAUUGAAGAUUAAUAUGAAGAAGAAGAUUGUGUUGAUAUUGUUGUUCAGCUUGGGUGGCUUUGUCUGUGCCGUGAGUAUCGUACGUCUGCAAUCCAUCAUCAACAUGUUCAACCCCAACGUAGUCGACCCCACCUUUGAAGCCGGCUUCUUCUGGUCCGGCAUCGAAUGCAGUCUUGCCAUUGUCUGCGCCUCCGUCCCCUCCCUCAAGCCCUUCUUCGCAGUCAACUUCCCCAAGCUCCUCGGCUCCUCCCUUGGCUCUCGCUACGGCGCAAACUCUCAGGGGAAGAUGUACAAUGGCGGGCAGUCGUCGCGCUCACGCGGACAGGCCUACGCGCUCGGGUCCAUGCAGAACGAUAAGAACACGGCCUAUCACCCGGGCAAGGAUAAUGUCCUGCAGACGACGGUCGUCAAGGGCCCAAAGAGGGAUAACGAGAGCGAGGAGAGUAUCAUACAUGGAGACGGAAUCAUGAGGACGAGAGAUGUACGGGUGGAAGUGGAGAGUCUGAACAGUAAUGAUGGGAGGGCCAUUCCGUAG